CGCAGGAAUAACGGCGAACCAAACAAGCCCAGAACACAAACCAACGGAAAGCCAACAGAGAGACGUAAAGAUGAAUUUGAAGAAAGCAAACCCACCAACGCCACCGGCGAGCUCAGUAUCCCCGACGAAUCAGCCCGACUCGCAAUCCCCUUCUCCGUCGGCUUCGGCUGCAAUUGCGGCGGUUGGGGAGCUGGUGGAGUCGUUAAACCAACGGAAGAUGUACAGAGAGGUGACACUCGCUCUCCGAUCCGGACUCAGAGACGCGCGAGCUGAGUUCUCCUUCCUCCGUGUUCGCGGCCUCCGUUGCCUCCUCAAAUUCCUCCGUUCCGUAGCUGAGUCUGACUCGGUUAUUCGUUUGUUCUGCCUCACUCAAUCUCUCUCUGAUCUCCAAGUGGUUCCUGUUCUGUUUCAACAUUCGCUGAAGGAUGCAGAAGAAGAUAUAGUGACCAGUUUGGAUCAUAUAUUCACUGUUGAGCCUAUGAAGUUAACGAACCCCUCAACUGAUACUGAAGUUGCACUUGCACUUCGUGUUUUGGAAGGAUGCUGCCUGAUUCACAGGCAAAGUACAAUUUUGGCUCACCAACACAAGGCGAUUCCGGUGUUGAUGAAUAUACUAUCAAGUAGAGGAGUUCUUGAGCAAGGUGCCAGCGUGGACGCUCUGAUUGCUUUGAUGUUAGAUUCGAGUGCUAAUCAAAUGGAUUUUGAAACCUGUAAUGGCAUUGAGGAAGUUGCUGCAAUUAUUAGAGACAAACAAGUUGAUGAAAAUCUCAGGAUGAAAUGCGGAGAGUUUCUGUUAUUACUCAUUGGACACGUAGAUGGGAGAGAUAUGCAGCCAAUGGCAACAGUACAUGAGGACAUACGUCGACUUCUGGGAGAAAAGUCUGCGUCGUUGAUAUGGGCAGCUAGUCAAUUUGGCUCAACUCUUGACCCAGAGGAGAGAAUGACAGCUUUGCACAUCCAAGCUCGUAGAGUGUUGGAGUCACUUGAUCUCUUUGGAGUUUAGCGGACAAUCAGUAGUGUUUUGAAGGUAAGCAGUACAUACAAUUUUAUUUCUAACUGAUGUUGACUGGAGUCACUGGACAAUCCAUAUGCAAAAGAUUGGUACCAAACAACCAAUAGUUUUGACUUUGUGUGAAGUCUAAGCUAGAGUGUAGGUGAGCCUUGAGUUGUUGUCCCUGUUACCGUCAUUUACUGUUGAUGUUCACCGUUUCCCUUAAAGUUUGGUUUUUGACUGUCUGGAAAUGCUACACUACGCCUUUUCGAAUGUCAAUUGCAUUACUCUGGGUAGCUGUAUUGCCUGUAUAGAGCUUGUUCAUCUCCCAUGGUUUUCUGAAACAAAUGUCGAUGUAAAUUGCCUUUUUUUGUGUGUGAUUUCAUUGUAAAUGAUAGUUUCUGCUGAGGAUCGGAAUAAAAUGUUAUAUUUCGUAUA
Spinacia oleracea (spinach) is the source of this 1429-nucleotide messenger RNA. RefSeq lists its product as uncharacterized. The transcript is spliced from 5 exons. The record is from RefSeq and is a predicted model, not a curated record. Lineage: Eukaryota; Viridiplantae; Streptophyta; Magnoliopsida; Caryophyllales; Amaranthaceae. The coding region runs from base 71 to 1003 and encodes 310 amino acids.